Messenger RNA from Entamoeba invadens IP1, 3483 nucleotides. RefSeq lists its product as hypothetical. Lineage: Eukaryota; Evosea; Mastigamoebida; Endamoebidae. The transcript has a single exon. The record is from RefSeq and is a predicted model, not a curated record. The coding region runs from base 1 to 3483 and encodes 1160 amino acids.
AUGGAAGAAGAGCACUCAUCAUCCGCCGCGUCAACAAAGAUGGAGGAGGUAACUCCCAAUCAACAAACAUCGAAAACACUUGAACAAAAAUCUCAAGACGAAAAGGGUUCCAAAAUGGAUGAAGAAGUUGACAACGAAGAGAUAUACAAAUUCAUUCCGCGUACUGUUGGACCAUAUGAGAAACCAACAGCAAUGAUAGUCGAGGAGAUGAUCAAAAGCAAAAAUCUUGAAGUGAACAACAUGACUUUGUAUAGCAUUUUGGUCGAGUUAAUCGGUAAAGUUACAAAUGCAAAAUCCAACAAACCGUUUGAAAUUGAAAUGCGAAUGCUUCUCCACGUUGUGGAAAAAAUUCCCGAAUCCGUCAUUCAAAAUGAUUUGGAGCGGAUCAAGCUUCUUCUUAUUAAAACCACUGCGACUUUGGCAGAAGGGAACUCCAACAUCAUCGCAAAAGUGUUUGCUUUGUUUGACGUUUUCUUUUUCAAAAUACCAACCCAGUUCUGGUUCGAAUUGAACGACGCUGUGAAGUGCAUUUUUGUUCUUCCAGAAACUCUUGGAAAACUUACCGAUCUUAAAAAGGUGAAGAAAGACCUUACCAGAUAUUUCUCCAACGAAAUUUUCGCAAAAACGUUCUCUUCCCUUUUUGCUAAGACGUUCAACAAAAUGAUCUCUGGAGAAAAGGCUGCAAAAUGCAUCAAUUUCUACUCCCGUCUUUUCCACUUGUUCUCUGAAAAGAUCGUGAAGCCAUUGUUAGUCAAAUUCUCAGAGAUCAUUUCUUCAUCCCUGGACGGACCUUUACUCACUGCAGUCUACAAAACAUUCAUCAUCUUGUUUACAAAUGGCGUGUCUAAAGAGAUGGCAAAUACCAUCUUUACAUUGUUAAUUAACCACCCGCCACCCACUUUUGAUGAAGUCACUGGUAUCGGGUAUUGUGAUGUUUUGACAUAUCUCCCGAGUUUGAUCGGAAGAGGCGAUGUUGCAGAAGGCAGAAAAGCAUAUGAGGCUUGCUUGAAGAACAUCGAGACGUUCUUCAAAUCAGCAAAGAACCCCAAGUCUUAUAUGGACAAAUACCGUACUUUGGUGUGUAAAAUGUUCUCUUCGCCUUUCAAAGAGAACGAAGAAAACAUAAAAUUUGCGAUAGACUACACAAUCAACACUAUUUUGCCGUUGACGAAGAAAACGCCACCCGAGUCCAUCUUUGAGAUCAUAAGAAAGGUUUUGAAAAAUGGAAAAUUGAAACCAGAGCUGUUUGUCCCAUUGAUUCAAUCACUCCACCAAUUCUACUGCAACACUUUAACUCGCUCUAAGGUGGAGAUAUGCUAUUAUUCGGCCAUUGAAACGAUCGGCUUGAAAUAUGUCUUCGAGGCACUUCCAUUAAAAACUGAAUUGGAAGGGGAGAGCCAAUUUGAAGACCAUACAUACAUCUUACCAUUGGCUCAAAAAGCAAACUGCAAAGAUUCGUUGGCAUUCUAUUUUGAAUUCCUCAAAGAGCAGAUCCAAAAAAUCAACCAACUGAUUUCAAAGUCGUUAGCAGGCAACACUCCAAUUCGCACAAAGAAUUUGUGCACAAUCAAAAAACAAAUGGUGCAACUUUUCGAGAGAAUUAUUGUGAAUCCUCCAGACUUUGAAUUCUUCCCAAAUAUGGUUGAUAUGAUUGUUGAGAUGUUGAACGACAACGAGACGUGCAAAAUUGCGUGCAAUGUACUUAUCCAAGCUGUUGCCACUCAUCAAGACAAAGGUGAAGUUAUUCAGACUAUGUCACAAAAACUUAUUUUGGCGCUCUUCAACAUUCUGGCAAAUAAGACUGAGGUCGAACAACAAAAACCAAUUUUGGAGACUAUUGGAGCGGUGCUCAAAGUGACUGAUGAAAACUUGACAAAUCUUCUUUUCAAAAACGUCAUUCUCCAAUUGAUUAAACAGAAGGAGAGUAUCGGCACAACAGAAGGUGCGUCCAGGGUUGUUGCACUUGUGUCUCUUGGAAACCUCUUUGUACCAAAAAUGAGCAAUGAGAAUUUAGAGACGUUCCUGACCAUUGUUGUUCCAUUGAUUGCAGAAAAGAAAGAAAAUGUCGGGAUGUCUGGCGUUAGAGCCUUGUGCGCUGUUAUGAAAGGUAAAGGACAAUACAUGGUCGAGCAUCAUCUGCCUGACUUGGAUAUGUGGUUUACAAAUAACCCCUUCGACACAAAGAAGUUUGACAGAGGGUUACUUUUAGGGUUUUUCCGAUUUAUGGAAGUGAUGAAAGGAAUGAACGAAGAAGGCUUUAAACAAAGACUUCCACGGUUUGUGCAAAUGUUGAUGAUCUUGUCGAGACGGCCAAAUAAAAAUACAGAAGAGAUGUCACUUGAUUACUUGGAGAAGUUACUUGAACUUUGUGAUUAUAAAGAAGUUAUGGAGACCAUCUUGAACUUUAAAGGAUCUGAUGACUUCUCUAAAGGAGCUUGCAAAAAGUUGUUUGGGCACUUCAUCUUCUUUGUGUAUGAUAAAAUGGAGGAAGAAGAAAAGGAGAGGAUGUUCCACUUCUUGAUCGACGACUUUGCAUACAACAGAGAAAAUCUGAAAUUUGAGUUAAGUGCACUGAAAAUCAUAUCGGUGUGUGAUCCAGAAAAGAACAAAAAGUAUUUAACACAGAUCUUGUCGAUUUUGGGAAGAAUCAAACCAGAGGACAUUUCAUUCUACCGAGUCCAGAUAAAGUAUUUGAUUGAAUAUUAUUUGAGGAAAUAUGGAGACUAUGUCGAUGAAUGCAAAGACAGAUUCUCAGAACCACUUGUUGCUCGAGCAAAGAAGUACAGAAAAGACAAGAAGAGAGCACAAAGAAAAGCCAAGGCGGAGAAAGAACAUGGUGAUGAAUACAACUACCUUGGCGAGAAAGACGACGAGGAUAUUAUUGAAGGAUACGAGAGUGAAAACGACGAAGAAGAAGAGAAAAAGAAUAAAAUCAAUCGUAGAAGAAUUGCAGAGGAAGAUGAAGAUGUCGAACUCCUUCAAAUGAAAUUCAAGGAGGAGACUAAACAGAAAAAGGUGAGAAAAAUUGGAGAGACCAAUUUCCCUGUUGACGCUGAUGGAAGACUUGUCAUCGCUGAAGACAAUGAGAAGGCCGGCGAUUCAGAUGAGGAAGACUUGAAAGUCAAAACUAAAGCGGAGAAGAACGAAAUAGCCGACUUAAUGGAUAAUAAAGAAAAAAAGGUGGCCACCGUGAAAGUACCAAAAACACGAACAUUCGAGAGAAAACUCAAUUUGAAGAGAAUGGAACAAAGCGAAAGAAAACAAAGGAUUUCAGAGAAGACGGGCGCCAAAUUCAAAGCAAGAAAAGCACACGGCGAUAUUGAGAAAAAUGGUGUCCAACCAUUUGCAUACAUCCCAAUGAAAAGAGGAAAUAAAAAGUCACAACACGAGACUACAGAGACUUUCAAAGCUAUCAUGAAGAAAGGAAAGGCUGAUACACACAAGCCAAUUAAACUCAAUGGAAGAAAAACCAUCAAAAAAUAA